Messenger RNA from Aspergillus aculeatus ATCC 16872, 1101 nucleotides. RefSeq lists its product as uncharacterized. The record is from RefSeq and is a predicted model, not a curated record. Lineage: Eukaryota; Fungi; Ascomycota; Eurotiomycetes; Eurotiales; Aspergillaceae. Bases 1 to 1101 code for a protein of 366 amino acids. The transcript is spliced from 2 exons.
AUGCAACUUCGCUCCUUUCUCGUCACCAGUAUCUGGGUGGUGGGCUCUUUGGCCUCACCGGUCCCGAAGACUGGCGACUCCUCGCAAAAGCAACUGUCCAACGCGCCCAAUUCUCGUCCCUCUUUUCCCACUGUGACCGGCCAUGAGAUCCACCUGCCGUGUCUUCAAUGUUCUCCAGAGGAUGACAAGGGCCUAGUUGACAACAGAACCUCGACAUCCUUUGUGGCAAUGAACCUCCGAACCGAACACAAUGCCCUCCUGGUCAAUAACGUCAGCGUCUUCCCCGCCGGAUACCCCAUGCAACUUCCAGUCCAGAUGCACCACGACGGCAACAUUGACAGCGCUACUGUCGAGACCGUCCUCCUGACCUACGGGGUGGACAUCGAAUACCUCCCACCGAGGGUCGACUCCCCGGUGGGCGACAUGUAUUUCGUGGAGGUCAAGUUCUUCGAUCCCACCGGUCGCCCCGCCACCGCAAGCGUAAUCCACGUCCGCCUGUCUCGCGACGCUGACGAAGACGACCUCUCGAUCUCCCAAAUUAUCAUCGAGCCGCUCCUCGACUACCAUGCGUCCCACGGCCACGGCAACAAGGUGUGGCACGCCCAGUACUGGAAGAUGCUGGUGGGCAAGUACAAGUCCUGGCGCAAGGAGCAGAAGAAGGCCCUCCACAAGAGUUUGCAUGCGACGCCGGAGGUCCACGUCUCCUGCGGUGAUAGACCCUGCAUUCGUCCCUACAACACGGUCGUCGCAACUGAUGGGGAGGGACAUCGCCGCCACCACAACGACGAGAGCAAGUCCCCGUUUGCCGUGGCUGGCCCGUCGAUGGACGCCUACGUGCACCACCACCGUUCCAACCCCAACUUCUGGCGUCUCAUCAUUCCGGCGAUGGUGCCUGCGUUGCUAGGGAUGGUCGCGGGGUUGGUCGUUUGUACUACUGGGGUGGUUGUCUGGAAGAUUAUCGCGUGUGCGCUGGCUCGGUGCGUUGAGAAGCGGGCCAAGAGAUGUGCACGUGGCGGCGGGUGCUGUAGGGGCCUGAGACAAGCGGUGUCAGAGAAGCAGCAGCUUCUGGCUCGGGAAAUGGGGGCUAAUUGCGAUGUGUAG